GGCGGCUGCCGCUCGCCCAGGGCUCCGCUCCACCGGCAGAUCGCGCGCCUCUGCAGCAGCAAACGCCGCCGCCUCCCGGAGGAUCGUCGCUGCUGCUGGGGCUGGCUGGCUGGCUGGCUGGGGGCCGCCGAAGAUGAGCUCCGGCGGGCACGUCGUCUGCACCGGCUGGCUCAUCAAGUCGCCCCCCGAGAAGAAGCUCAAGAGAUACGCUUGGCGGAAGCGCUGGUUCGUGUUGCGCCAGGGGCGUAUGAGCGGGAACCCCGAUGUCCUGGAGUAUUACCGAAGCAGCCACUCCAAGAAGCCCAUCCGGGUGAUUGACCUGAACGAAUGCGAGGUGGGAAAGCACUCGGGCUCCAACAUCAUCAAGAAGGAAUUCCAGAACAAUUUUGUCUUUGUCGUGAAAACGACGGUCCGCACCUUCUACCUGGUGGCCAAGUCUGAGGAGGAGAUGCAGGUCUGGAUGCACCACAUCACCCAGAUCUGCAACUUCGGACAGCUGGAAGACGGAACAGAUUCGGGAGACAGCCUGUCCCACACCACUUCCUCCCCGCAGCCCUCGCCGGCCAGUUCUGCCCACAUCUUGAGGAUCGUGGACCCCUCCUUCCUGGCCGAUCAAGCCGCCGCUGAUGCCUCCGCUGCUGAGGAGACGGCAAGCGAAUCCGAGUCAGUUUUCCUUCUGGAUUAUCUCUUCUUGUCCAACUGUGAGACCGGGAAGCUGAACCAUGUCAGAUGCCACAGCUGGUCCAAUUCUGAUCGCUCUCUGGAGCAGACCUCCUCUGAUGACGUUUUCGUCGACUUCAUGGCAUCUCAGCCCACACUUUAUUUACAGCCCUCGAGCAGCCUGCUGCAAGAGAUAGUCCAGCCAGCAAGCCAAGGGGCUCUCCCCAGGAACGUGGACACCAGCGGGCCUCCUUCUAGUGAACUCUCCUCUUCCUCUCCAUUGUCGGGACCUCCAUUAACGCCAACCUUACUGGUGGAUAAGAGCCAGAAUGCCCUUUCCUACGGCAUGACCGAACUUGACGUUCUGGCCAAGACGCCACCACCGAGGCCUCCUAAACCAACACACUUCUCUGACCGGAGAGCUGAAGAACAGCCCAGUGGGACAAUUCAGAAUGGACAUUCUGGGCUCUCUAGUGCACAGGGUACUCUGGUGCCCAGAAGGAUAUCCUUGUCUGGUUUGGAUAGCAUGCGGAACUGGAAAGUUGAUAUGGACGGAAACUCCUUGCGAAGAAGAGACAAACGACUUAGCUUGAAUUUGCCGUGCCGAGUCAGCCCACUCUACUCCUGCGCGUCGAACAGUCCGGAGGACAGUUACGUCCCCAUGCACUCCAGUGGCUCCCCGCCCAGCACAGGGUCCGACUGCACGUCCGACGGCUACAUUCCCAUGAGUCCAGGCUCCGCGGCCUUCGUCCUCCCCGCGGUCAGCACCGAAAAGCUCCCCAGUCCACUCCCCAAGCUCCCCGCGGAUCUAGAACCACCUCCGGUGAACCGGGAUCUCAAGCCUCGCCGGAAACCACGACCACCUCCGUUGGACUUGCAGAGUCUUUCCACUAUCCGAGAACACACUGCCUUAACCAGGACGUGGACAGUGCCUUACAAUCGAACGAGCUUUAUCUCUCCAGAAAGAGACUGCAUUAAUUCAGCCAGAGUAUUUGCCAGUUCAGUUUCCGGAGAAGAGGAAGAAACUUACAUUCAAAUGGAACACUGGCAAGCAACGUCUCCCUCCAGUGACAUUUUCCAAUGGCCAAAAAAGUCUAACCUUGAUUACUUAGCGCUGGAUUUCAACUCUGCCUCCCCGUCGCCUGUGCAAAAGAAACCCUUCCUCUCCGAAGAGCAAAGAGUGGAUUAUGUCCAAGUGGAUGAGCAGAGAACUCAGGCUCUCCAGAACACUAAGCAAGAAUGGACGGACGAAAGGCAAUCCAAAGUUUGAAAGGAAACCACACUGGCUUUGUGGUCCUUUUGUUUUGCACAUCGAAAUCCAGGUAGUUUCAUGAUCCAGGUGCGAUGGCAAGAAGCCGCCAUUGCAGGCAAGGUGGGACAUUCUGGUGGCCUGAGAAGAAACCACAUCUCAGAAGGAGCAGUCUUCUGAGUUUGGAAAGAGUUUGGAAAAGAUUUUUUUUUUAAGGGAUCUCUGUGUAGCUUAUCGCGAUGACACCAUUGCUGUCGUCUUCUCGGUCUCCCAAGUAUGAGCCAUGGUACAAUUUCAGGACAUUGCUUUGGGCCUCCUUGAACAUAUGGUGGGAACAAAAAGCCUUUCUAAAUUGCAUUAAACUCUGCAAUUACUGCUGUUUCUCCCCCACCCCCUUCCUAUUUAACAGAUGCUGCCACUCCAGUGGCAUCUGGUACUGACAGGUAUUGGGGAAUAAGGGCUAAACCUUAGGGACAAUAUCCGAGAACUGUGGGGAAUGGGAUUUCCCAUAAGAUGCUUCACUUUCGUUUCCUGUCGUGAGUGUGUAAAUAGAACUUUGCACUGUCAAAAAUGGCAUUCAUUCUCCCUCUCAUUGUUGUGAACACAGACUGGUUCUUCUGUGGUGGCUGCUGCCUUGUCCAGUUGCUCAUGAUCCUUCCCCUCCCCUUCCUUUCUCUGUGCGGUGAGGAGUCGUUUUAAGUGUAGCAUAAGCACUCCUCUGCCAGUACUGCACGGAUCCCUCAAGAGUUCCUUUCCAAAGGAAUUGCCGAAAACUAGUUUUGCAAGUCUUUGCGGGUUGGCAAAGCACAGAAAACGUCCUCUGAAUGGCAGAGAAGAAAACGUCGUUGGAAUUUUCAGGGACGUCCGACCAGUUUCUAGAUCCCAGGAAUCGAGAUAACAGUGGAAGGAUCUCAUGCCCACGCGCAGAAUGAGCAAUUCUACAAAACUGAGGAAUUUUACUCCAGUGAACCUGACUCAUACCUUAAUCACUGAAUUAUUUUACUUCACAUUUCGCCUUUUUGUUCAUAAAUCAAUGAGGAUGUGCCAUCACUUAGACUUCACUGAUGCAUUGUUGGCGGCAGCCAUUUGUUAAAUGGGUUCAGCAUUUUUCCCCCCUAACAAAUGAGCGUUGCUCAUCAUCAAGAACACUCAGGAGUACUUUGUUUAUGGCAUUCCUGGUUGGCCAGUUGACCUUGCCCAAGUUUGGGGUGCUGUCUUCUUUUCUGGCAGGCCAAUAAGCGCUUCCUAAGAGCAGAAAUCCAACUGGUAAAGCUUUUGCUCAUCACAGUUUCUUCAUGCUAGAGAAAGCUUUGCCAGUUGGAUUUUGUUUCGGCCUACCAUGCCCUUGUUGAAGGUACAGAAUCUUUCUGCCAGGAAAGAAAAAGGUAACUGCCCUAGCAUUAGUGGCUUCCUUGUCCCAACCCAUGAGGUUGUCGUGUGACUUUGUUGUGGAUGAAAAGUGCUGUUGAUCAACUGGAUUUUCCUGUACUUUCAGGCAAAGCCAGAGGACUAAUGGCUCCAGGUUGCACGGAGGAGAGUCCCUCUGUGCUCUAUUUGUGUCUUCCAUUUAGGGACACCAACUUUGUAAAAUGGCCCUUGCUCCCACGUCUUUAAAAUUUGCUUGAUCUGCAGACGUCAGCAUUCCAAGUGGCACCUGCAGAUUUCUGCAGAGCCAGCUGUUGAUACAUGCCAGGAGGUUUCUUCCCUUCAUCAGAUGGCCAUCUUAAUGACCUAAAGGAGCCAUUCCUUAAAGCAGGGAUUCUCAACCGUUGGGUCCCCCCAGAUGUUAUUGGACUUCAACUCCCAUAAUCCCCCAGCCCCAGUGGCCUUUGGUGGGGAUUAUGGGAGUUGAAGUCCAAUAACAUCUGGGGGGUUGAGAAUCCCUGCCUUAAAGAAUGCAACUCACACAGACCGUAGGGCUGUUCUCAUGACCGGCACCAGGGCAGGUAAAGCCUUUUACCUUAAUUCAGGAGUUGUGUGGGUUCCUGAUUGGCCAUCAUGAGAAUUCUAUAGGCGAGGUAGGCAGGGGGGGAUAUGCUCAGCUGCAAGCUGGGUAUGGAGGUGGCAGUGGUGAGCCCAGAACUAGUAGCCAGGUCCAGAGGGAGGGUGAAAGGAACGUACUCCCAGAGGCGUAACUAGGGAAAACGGCGCCCGGGGCAAGCACUGAAAUGGCACCCCCUGCGCGCCCCCCCCCCCCCACAUACUACAUUAUACUUAGGUUUUUCCUCACAAGCGCCCGCCGACGCCGCCAAGCCAGGCCACUGACUGGCCGCCAGGCGCCAGCAAAGCAAUGGGGGGGGCGCGGGCAGAGCAGAAGGGACCGCUCGUGGGGGAGGGGGCGCCGACACGCUCCCUUGACUGCUGCAGCGCUGCUGCACUGAGCAGGAAACAUUUGUAUUAACAAAAAAUAAAAAAUAAUAAAAAAAUAUUUUUUGUCAUGGCGGCGCCCCCCACGUGACCAGAAAAGAUGGCGCCCGGGGCACGUGCCCCCCCUGCCCCCCCUAUAGUUACGUCUCUGCGUACUCCCUGCGCCUCCUUAGCCUGCAGAUGAGCAUUAUCCCCUCCUGCAACCUUGCUUGUAGGAUUCUCAUGAUGGCCAAUCAGGAAUAUACAUGGUUCCCAAAUUAGUGUAGGAGGCUUCUCCUACCCUAUUUCCAGUUGUGAGAACAGCCCUCCUGGUUGUUGUUUUUGUUUUGGUGUGCGUGUGUUUUUAAACCAGUAUCUUGCAUCUCAUUGACUCGGGCACGGCCAACAGAACUUGGAUCCCAUUUCAUUCACGCACAUUGAAUCAGUGAAAUAAAGCUAUGGGGUUGUGCUUCGGGAUCUGUGCAACCUUCAGUCACAUGCCUUGAGGCCAAGUCUUGCUUCAGUGGACUUCUGCACUAUUCUUGAAUGGUUAAGUUUGGCAUUAAAUAUCCUCCUCUCCUGGUGCUUGCAGUGCAAAAGAGUUUGUGCCGCUGGAACCCAGCCGGAUAAAAUCUGUGCUUGAUUGCAUCACCCAAUCGCAUCGCUCCUGAGAAUGGCACAGAUGGUGUUGCUAUGACACAGGCCAUCAAGGACUGGUUGCAUCCAGUUUCGGUUCCCAGCAAUGACAAGGUGGACUGCAUUCCUGGAGAGAAUAAUGCACAGCACCCAAAUAAACGUGAUCACUAUCUCCCAUCUGUGCUGGUCCACAUCAUUUUACUGCCCAAAGGAUCUGCGUGCAAUCUGAGGGCUAUAGCCCAACAAUUUUGGCAAGAGUGUAAGAUGGGGGUUCUCAGAGGGGGGUCCUCCGAAGUGGGACUACAACUCCUAUCAUUCCCGGCCACAUUGGCCUUGGCCAUUGUGACAUCAUUGUCCCACCAAUGAUGGGGGACCCCAGUCUGAGAAUCUCUGCUGUAAGAGCUAUUUGAUUGGUAGUUCCUUUAAAAAUAAUGUUAUCUCCUCAGUCUUACGCAGAACCUUUGCUCUACCUUACAGAUGUUGGGAAUUUCAUUCAGUUGUACACCCGUCCCACAGUUCCCUCUCAGACCAGCAAGUGCUGUGAUCAGACAGAAGUGGGAGUGUCGUUCUUUAGUGUUCUGCUUUGCAGAGUUUCUCAGGCUGUCCAAAAGGAUAGGAUGGAAGCUACUGAAACUGCAAUAGCUUGUCUGUCAUUUCAGAGGCGAAUAACUCAAGAAAGAUCUGUAUGUCUUCUCCGUGAAGCAGGGACUCUCUCAAAAGUUUCUUUGGCAGUUGUAGGAGAACUAGACUUUCUGCAGAUGAAGCUUUUCAUCUCCUCUACGGUAGGAAAAGGCUCAGCUGUUUCUGCUUUCACCAGUUGGAGCAGCGGGAAACUCGGUGUAGGAAGUAGCACCCCAAUGAAGCAUUAUUCUUGGCAAAGAUAAUCUCUGAGAGUGCUUUAGAGAAACCCCCUUUCUUGAUUAUGAAAGGUUCACAUGAUUACGCAGAGGGCGAAUAUACUCUCAUUCUUUUCUUUGUUGUGUUAGUUGUAUAUAGUGUGUGUGCACAUGAAACCAUGUUCCUUUUUCUAAUAAACCAAGUUAAAAUGAA
Messenger RNA from Hemicordylus capensis (graceful crag lizard), 5941 nucleotides. It is a transcript of the gene GAB3, whose product is annotated as GRB2 associated binding protein 3. The record is from RefSeq and is a predicted model, not a curated record. Bases 134 to 1930 code for a protein of 598 amino acids. The transcript has 10 exons. Lineage: Eukaryota; Metazoa; Chordata; Lepidosauria; Squamata; Cordylidae.